Paraphaeosphaeria sporulosa is the source of this 1701-nucleotide messenger RNA. RefSeq lists its product as uncharacterized. Gene Ontology annotation, biological process: mRNA splicing, via spliceosome. The record is from RefSeq and is a predicted model, not a curated record. Bases 31 to 1701 code for a protein of 556 amino acids. NCBI's taxonomy places the organism in Eukaryota, Fungi, Ascomycota, Dothideomycetes, Pleosporales, Didymosphaeriaceae. The transcript has a single exon. Gene Ontology annotation, cellular component: spliceosomal complex.
CUACCAGGACCUCUCACUACAACACCCGCCAUGUCCGUCGCGACCCUCUCAAAGGCCCUACCGAAGCCGAAAUAUGUGGGCGACGUCGAAGAGCUCGAUACUUCACGGAACGCGCGCGUGCUCCCAGAGCAUUCGACGCAACUAGCCAAGCGGCAGAACGGACCGCCCCCGUACGGGCAGCGCACAGGAUGGAGACCGCGCACCGCAGAGGAUUACGGAGAGGGUGGCGCGUUUCCUGAGAUACACGUCGCGCAAUAUCCGCUGGAUAUGGGGAGGAAAGGCACCGCGAGCACGUCGAAUGCGCUAGCAAUGCGCGUAGAUCAGGAGGGCAAGACCAAGUACGACGAGAUCGCCCGACGUGGGCACGCCGAGAAUCGAAUAGUACAGGCUAGUUUCAAGGAUCUGAUUCCGUUGCGGCAGCAGGCGAAUGCAGGCGAGCUGGACUUGGAACGGCCAAGCCAGGAGAUGGUGCAGGCAACCAAGGAGAAGACGGCGGCGGCGCUCAAUGCGCUGAUCGCCGGACAGACGGCAGCACAAAAGCCGAAGAACGUCAAGGGGAGAGGGAAAGACGAGCCUACUUUUGUUCGGUACACGCCUACCGCGCAGAUGGGCGAGGCACAAGGCAAGACGCGCAUUCUCAAGAUCCAGCAGCGCCAGAUGGAUCCCAUGGAGCCGCCAAAGUUCAAGCACAAGCGCAUCCCACGUGGACCACCCUCCCCUCCGCCGCCAGUCCUCCACUCUCCUCCCCGAAAGCUCACAGCCGAGGACCAGGAAAUGUGGAAGAUCCCCCCUCCCAUCUCCAACUGGAAGAACCCCAAGGGCUACACCGUUCCGCUAGACAAGCGUCUCGCCGCCGACGGCCGCGGACUCCAAGACGUGACCAUCAACGACAAAUUCGCGCAGUUUGGCGAGGCCCUGCAAGCCGCCGACCGACACGCCCGCGAGGAAGUAAAGCAACGCGCGCUCAUGCAACAACGUCUCGCCGAGAAAGAAAAACUCCAAAAAGAAGAGCAUCUCCGCAAUCUCGCACGGCAAGCCCGCGAAGACCGCGCGACACACACCCGCCGCCGCUCCGCGAGCUACUCGUCCGCCUCGUCGCACUCCGACUCCGAAGACGAAGCUGUUCGCCGCCGCGAAGAAGCCCGCAAAGAGCGCCGCCAGGAGUUCCAGCGCGAGCUCCGCCAAUCCCGCAUGGGCACAGAGCGCAAGCUCCAAAUGCUCGCGCGCGAACAAAACCGCGACAUCAGCGAAAAAGUCGCCCUUGGGCUCGCCAAGCCCACGCAGUCCGCCGAAGCCAUGUACGACUCGCGCCUGUUCAACCAGUCCUCGGGCUUCGACGCCGGCUUCAACGAAGACCAGGCGUACGACAAGCCACUCUUCGCGGCACAGGACGCCAUCGCGAGUAUCUACCGACCCAACGUCACGCAGGACGACGGCGAGGACGCGGGCGAGACGUACGAUCGCAUUACUAAAGGCAGCCGGUUUGAGGUGCUGGGACGACCCAAGGAGGGGUUCAAGGGCGCGGAUCUGCAGGAGCAGAGGGAUGGGCCGGUGCAGUUUGAGAAGGAGAAGGAGGAUCCGUUUCAGAUUGAGAAGAUGAUCAAGGAGGUGAGGGGGGAGAAGGCGGGGGAGAAGAGGGGUGGGGAGGACGGCGAGAGUCGGUCUGCGAAGCGCGCGAGGGUCGAGGAUGACAGCGAUUAG